AAAAGACUGAAACCAAAUGAUUGGUGGGCUUUUCUAAAAUAAUAGUAAUAAAAUACAAUUAAGACACACAAAAAAGAAAAGGAUUUGGUACAUUUAUUAACAUCGAUGAUGAGUUGAUAAUGCCACGUAAGCCAAAUACCAUUUUCCCAAGAAGCUCAUAUGACCUUCUUUUUUGUGCAGCAAACUCCACAUUCCACAACUCUCUCUCUCUCAUUUCUUCGUAUAAAAGGAAAUCUAUAUCAUCUCUCUCUCUCAUUGUCAAAACUCAAAAGUAUAUACUUUUACUAGUUUUAGACUUAAUAAAUGCGAUCGCCCUUUUUUUAGUAUGUUGAACCUCAUUGCUUUCCUCCGCCGUCGUCUCCGCCGUCCCCGGAAAGCCAGAAUCUCCGUCAACCACCACCACCUCUCAGUUGAUUCUUCUCCUGAGACUCAUCAUCAUCAAAAUGGCUUUUCAUCGGCAGCCGCCAUCCACCCAAACCCGGACAAAACCAUCACAGUGGCCACCUUUAACGCUGCUAUGUUCUCCAUGGCUCCCGCCGUCCCUAGCAACAAGGGCUUGCCAUUCCGGUCCAAGUCUACGGUUGACCGCCCCAAGAGCAUUCUCAAGCCCAUGAACGCCGCCGCAUCUCCUACUCACGACUCUAGAAAGCAACAGAGGUUUGCCAAAUCCAGGCCUAGGAGAGUCUCCAUCAAUCUCCCCGACAACGAGAUCAGCCGCCAGCUCAGCUUCCGGGAGGAUCCACAGCACUCUCCCCUCAGGCCCGGCGAGAUCGGUCUCCGGAGCACCAGAACGGCUCUGGAAGUGCUGAGUGAGCUAGACGCAGACGUGCUGGCUCUUCAAGACGUCAAGGCGGACGAGGCUGACCAAAUGAGACCGCUCUCCGAUCUCGCUGCGGCGCUGGGGAUGAAUUACGUCUUCGCCGAGAGCUGGGCGCCGGAGUACGGCAACGCCAUUCUCUCUAAGUGGCCCAUCAAAAGCUCCAAUGUUCUAAGAAUCUUCGACCACACUGAUUUCAGGAACGUGUUGAAGGCGAGCAUAGAGGUUCCCGGGAGCGGGGAAGUGGAGUUUCACUGCACUCAUCUGGAUCACUUGGACGAGAAGUGGAGAAUGAAGCAAGUCGAUGCCAUUAUCCAAUCCACCAACGUACCGCACAUACUCGCUGGUGCUCUCAAUUCUCUCGACGAAUCCGAUUAUUCUCCUGAGAGAUGGACCGACAUCGUCAAGGUACAUUAUCCAAACAAAUUAAUGCACAUAUAUAUAUAUAUAUAUACAAGUUAUCAAUCGAUCUAGUAACAGCUAGCUUUUCUAUAUGUAAUUAUUAACGUACGCUGCUAUAUAGUAUUACGAAGAGAUGGGUAAGCCAAUACCAAAAGCACAAGUGAUGAGAUUCUUAAAGAGCAAAGAAUACACUGACGCUAAGGACUUUGCUGGAGAAUGCGAAUCUGUGGUUGUUGUCGCCAAAGGCCAAAGUGUGCAGGGGACAUGCAAGUACGGGACACGCGUGGACUACAUACUUGCUUCCUCCGAUUCACCGUACCGGUUCGUGCCAGGGUCGUAUUCCGUGUUGUCUUCCAAAGGAACCUCGGACCAUCACAUAGUCAAAGUCGAUGUUGUAAAAGCUACAUCGAUCAACGUCAACGAGCAGGAGCAGCGACCGAUAAGAUCACAUAAGCUGCAGAGAAUUACAGCGACUACGUAUAAUAAUAACUCGUCUCUCACAAAGGCCUCGUGGAGGACACACUACUAUAAAGCAUGAACAAUCAACAUAUAUAUUACAAAAUGUUACAGGUUUUUUUUCGACUGUUGGUUGAUUAACACAAUUUGAGAUCUGUGUAUAGUUAAUAAUCGUGCUAGUCUCUGUGUUGAACGUGAAGUCUGAUAUACUUUUGCCUAGAUUUCCAUUUUUUCUACAUCCUAAUUUUGGUCUGCUUUUAAUGUUAAUUAGACAAGGUGGCUUCUUUAACCGAAACCUGUAGUAUUCAUGAGUGAGUAAGUACUACUGUACUCUUGUUUUUUUUUCUGUUUGUAGUUUCUCAAAAUGAGAUUAAUUAGCUUUCUUGAAAACGU
This is a messenger RNA of Arabidopsis thaliana (thale cress), 2068 nucleotides long. RefSeq names its product DNAse I-like superfamily protein. Gene Ontology annotation, molecular function: catalytic activity. Bases 326 to 1291 code for a protein of 321 amino acids. NCBI's taxonomy places the organism in Eukaryota, Viridiplantae, Streptophyta, Magnoliopsida, Brassicales, Brassicaceae. The transcript has 3 exons. The record is from RefSeq and is marked reviewed.